Molecule: messenger RNA, 1911 nt
Organism: Rhagoletis zephyria (snowberry fruit fly)
Lineage: Eukaryota; Metazoa; Arthropoda; Insecta; Diptera; Tephritidae
Product: fatty acyl-CoA reductase 1-like
Biological process (GO): long-chain fatty-acyl-CoA metabolic process
Cellular component (GO): peroxisome
Molecular function (GO): alcohol-forming very long-chain fatty acyl-CoA reductase (NADP+) activity
Source: RefSeq, a predicted model, not a curated record
CUUUAAACAUAACAGCGAAGCAGCAAGUUACAAAUUAGUUUAUCAAAUUCUAAAAAUUAGCACGGCAAUGUUUGGAUUCGGCUGCAUAUAUAAGGAACUCGCCAAACUUAAUUUUCUUUCAGUACUUUCUAAAACGCUAAGCGCUGAGUUAGGUGGUGUAUAUUUUUAUUAGUCAUAAUGAACGGAGAAAAGUCGGAAAAUAAAAUCGACAUUGAAGUGCUGGAAAAACGCUUGUACAGUGAAGGAGUAUUAAAUUAUGACUUGAGUGACGAGGAAGUCGAAAGGAGUCCUAUACGCAACUAUUUCAAGAGGAAAACUAUAUUCCUUACUGGCGGCACAGGAUUCCUUGGACAACUACUAAUGGAAAAGUUGUUAAGAUGUGAAGUGGAAAUGGUUUACUUUUUAGCUCGACCUAAGAAAAACAAAACCGCACAUGAGAGACUCAAUGAUCUGUUUGAUCAAACUCAAUUCGCUAAGCUACGUAGAGAAUAUCCCAACUACCGACAGCAUGUCAGCAUCAUUGAAGGCGACAUGUCUCUCAUUGACUUGGGCAUAAAGGAUUCCGAUCGACAGCUACUCGCGGAAACGGUUGAGAUUGUUUUGCAUGCCGCCGCUGAAGUGCGCUUUAAUGACAGCCUUCACAAACUGGCAACCACAAAUUUACGCGGCACACGCCAAAUGCUGAAAUUGGCAGAGAAUUUCAAAAAAUUGCAGGUCUUCCACUAUGUUUCAACCGCCUUUAGCAACUGCAAGCCAAAUUGCAAAGUGAUCAAAGAGGAAUUCUACGAGCCACCACUUGAACCAAAUACACUCAUCGCUUAUGCCGAAAAGUGCAUUAAUACUCCCGAGGAUUUGGAUAUUUUCGAUACGAUAACAAAUCGUUUGAUUGGCGAAUGGCCCAAUACUUACACAUUUUCGAAAUGUCUUUCGGAGGAAUUGGUGAGGCGUAGGGCUGAAAAAUUUCCCACAUGCGUUUCGCGCCCCAGCAUAGUGAUUUCGACCAAUCGUGAACCCAUAGCGGGUUGGAUAAAUAAUGUUUAUGGUAUCACAGGUUCGGUUUUUGCUUUGGCUGCUGGCCUAUCGCGUCUCCUGCCCAUUGACAAAGAUAAACACUUGGACCUAAUCUGUGCCGAUUUUACAAUCAAUGCCAUAUUAGCAGCCACUUGGGCAAUGCAUCAGGAUGUUGAGGACCAUAGAAAGGUUCAAUUGUCGGAGGGAGAAGAAAUUGCGCCUACAGAGGCAACGUUAGCAAAAGUAUCACCCACCCCACCGAGUCCCAAAAUAUACGCUUUGGUAUCUUCGACAUACACACCAGCGGGGCUUGUAACAACAGAGACUGUAUCGCAUUACCUAACAAACCCGUUGCAACGCCACUUAUGGGUAGUGUGUCCAAAUAUAACUGGCAAUCUGUUGUUAUUCAAGUAUCUUAGUAUAUACUAUCAUCUGAUAGGCACUUUAGCCAUUGAUUUCGGUUUAAAAAUAGUAGGUCGAAAGGAACGCAUCUUACCUUGGGUGCGCAAAACGCAACUAUUUCUGAAUGUAAUCGCCUACUUCACGCAGUACGAUUGGAAAUUUGAUUAUGAAAAUAUGCGCGACGUCUGGAAGCGAAUGGAUCCUGUGGAUCAAAAGUUAUUUCUCUGCGAUACGCGUCUAUUCGACUACAAGAAAUGGUGUUUCACCUAUAUGCAGGGCAUGAAGCACUUUAUUUGUAAUGAUCCGCUUGAAAAUCCUAAAACAGCGGUGACCCGUUAUAAUCGCAUAAGUUGGGUGCAUUUAAUAUUCAAGUACCUUUUUUACAUUUCCCAGCUGCUUUUGGCAUAUGCGGUGGUAAAGGGUCUAAAACUAGAUGAAGCAUUCGUUAAAUUAAUAAGCAUUAAAUUUGGUUUAGGCAAAGGAACCGCUUUUGCCUAG